CACCGCUGGCCCGCGUGUGCACCGACGAGCACACAAACGAGCGCACCCCGUGAUCACGCUGGCUGUCCGUCGGUGAAUGAGAUAAACAAAGAAGCCGGUGACUUUCCAGGAAAACAGACAACGCUCCUCAACCUCUGCGCAAACAUGGAAACCGGUCUGAGUCAGGAGAAGGUGUCCUCCUUCCUUAAGCGGCUGCGGGCCGAGCCGCGCUACCUGUUGGCCCAGAACGUGUCCACCUGCAUCGACCCGCUGGAGGUUUGUCUGCACCGGCAGACUGUCCAGGACACCGUGCACAUCUUCCAGCACUCUAUCCCCACAGAGGGCAAGCCCGUCACCAACCAGAAAAACUCAGGGAGAUGUUGGAUCUUCUCGUGCCUCAACGUCAUGCGACUUCCCUUCAUGAAGAAAUUUAACAUAGAGGAGUUUGAGUUUAGUCAGUCCUAUCUUUUUUUCUGGGACAAGGUCGAGCGCUGCUACUACUUCCUGCAGGCCUGUCUGGAGACGGCACAGAGGAAGGAGCCCGUGGACGGACGCCUGGUCCAGUUCCUGCUCUCCAACCCCACCAACGACGGAGGACAGUGGGACAUGCUGGUCAACCUCAUCGAGAAGUACGGCGUGAUUCCAAAGAAGUGCUUCCCAGAGUCGCACAGCUCGGAGGCCUCACGCAGAAUGAACGACAUCCUCAACCAUAAGCUGAGAGAAUACUGCCUCAGACUGAGGAACAUGGUCGCCAGCGACGCCACGAAAGCUGAACUGUCCGAGGCCAUGGACGGCAUGAUCGAGGAGGUGUUCCGGGUGGCCAGCGUGUGUCUAGGCAGCCCCCCCGACACCAUCAGCUGGGAGUACCGGGACAAGGACAAGAACUUCCAUCGCAUGGGACCCCUCGCCCCCCAGGACUUCUACCGGGAGCACGUCAAGCCUCUGUACAACAUCCAGGACAAAGUCUGCCUGGUGAACGACCCCCGACCCCAGAACCCUUACGGGAAGCUGUACAGCGUGGAGUUCCUGGGUAACAUGGUGGCCGGCCGCACCACGCUCUACAACAACCAGCCCAUCGAGCUGCUCAAGAAGGCCGCGGCCGACUCCAUCAAGGAGGGGGAGGCGGUGUGGUUUGGCUGUGACGUCGGGAAGCAUUUUCACGGCAAGCUGGGCAUUAACGACAUGAACGUGUUCAACCACGAGCUCGUGUUCGGAGUCUCGGUGAAGAACCUCUCCAAAGCGGAGCGGCUGAUCUACGGAGACUCUCUGAUGACCCACGCGAUGAUCCUCACUGCCGUCACGGACAAGGACGGGAAGGAAGGCUUCGAGAAGUGGCGGGUGGAGAACUCCUGGGGCGAUGACCGCGGGAACAAAGGUUACCUAAUCAUGACGGACGAUUGGUUCUCCGAAUACGUUUACGAGGUGGUGGUAGACAAGAAGUACCUCUCAACUGAGGUCCUGGAAGUGAUGCAAAAGGAGCCCGUUGUACUUCCUGCCUGGGAUCCCAUGGGAGCCCUGGCAUAACUGCAGAGUUCCAUGUUUUAGCCCCAUCCUCUGGUCUAUUUGACUCCGCCCUAUUCAUCGGCUGCUUUUACCUCUCCAUAACUUCCCCACACCUCCUUCCAAAACAGCCUGAUCUUCUAGACGACAAAUAAAAGACUUUGUUUUCUUUUUUA
Molecule: messenger RNA, 1655 nt
Organism: Pungitius pungitius (ninespine stickleback)
Lineage: Eukaryota; Metazoa; Chordata; Actinopteri; Perciformes; Gasterosteidae
Gene: blmh
Product: bleomycin hydrolase
Exons: 12
Coding region: 145-1503 (452 amino acids)
Biological process (GO): proteolysis; L-homocysteine catabolic process; response to toxic substance
Cellular component (GO): cytoplasm
Molecular function (GO): cysteine-type aminopeptidase activity
Source: RefSeq, a predicted model, not a curated record